Messenger RNA from Geodia barretti, 1107 nucleotides. The record is from the annotation of a GenBank genome assembly. Lineage: Eukaryota; Metazoa; Porifera; Demospongiae; Tetractinellida; Geodiidae.
AUGACCACUCAGCAGCCCAUUCGCAUCGGACUGAUUGGCGCCAACAUACACCAGGGAUGGUCGCCGCGGGCGCACCUGCCGGCGCUGGCCGCCCACCCCGAUUUCGACCUCGCCGCCGUGUGCACCACGCGCCAGGAGUCGGCGGACGAGGCCAGGGCCGCCUUCAACGCCGGCAGCGCGUGGAACGACUACAACCGGAUGCUGGCGGACGCCGACAUUGAGGCGGCCACGAUCUCCUUGCGGGUGCCCAGCCACUACGAGCCGACCACCGCCGCGCUGCGAGCCGGCAAGCACACCUUCACCGAGUGGCCGUUGGGUCGGACCACCGAGGAAGCCAUCGAGAUGGCCGAUCUCGCCCGGGAGCGCGGAGUGAAGACGGCCGUGGGUCUGCAGGCGCGCGCCAAUCCCGCCAUCGCCCACCUGCGCAACCUGGUGGCCGACGGUUACGUGGGUCGUGUGAUGACCUGCCACGUGCGGCUGAUGCGCGAGGGUGUGCUCUCGCGGGAUUCGGGGCGCACCUGGCAGCGGGACAACGAGUUGGGCGCGCACACCCUGACCAUCGCCUGCGGGCACACCAUCGACGCCCUGUGCAGCGUUGUCGGCGAGUUCGCCGACGUGGCCACCGUGGUCAGCACCCAGGCCUCCACCUGGCACGAGAGCGACACCGGUCAGGACCUGCCGGUGACGUCGCCGGACAACAUCCUCGUGAGCGGGAACCUGCAGAGCGGCGGCGUCGGCUCGGUUCAAAUCGGCAGCACCCCCUGGGCCGGCAGCGGCUACCGCAUGGAGAUCUACGGCGAGGAGGGCACGCUGGUGGCCGUCUCCGUCGACUCGCCGCAGAUGCAGCAGGUCACCAUCCGGGGCGCCCGCGGCGGCAGCAACGAGUUGCAGGACCUGACACCUGCCGAGGAGCUGCACCUGGCGCCGGAAAUCCCCGGCGGCACCGCCUACAACGUCGGUCAGCUGUACAGCCGGUUCGCCGCGUCGAUCCGCGGCACGGCCAACGGCGACGCGCUGCCCGACUUCGACCACGCGGUGGAAUUGCACCGGUUCAUCGACGCCAUUCGCCAGUCCAGCGACGAGGGGCAGCGGGUUGCCGUGGCGUGA